GCGUCGCCAAUCUGAUUGAUGCUUCUCUCCAUCCCAUCCGCCUCAGUGGGUGGCUGGGAAAAAACUACAUGCGACUUCCGCACACUCCCGCACACUCCCGCACACGCCCUCGAGGCCCAACCACUAGGCUCACCAGCCCGACAACCACCUGCUCCACUGUGCUUCAUGGCCGCAUAAAUGGCCGGCCAUGGUGCCUCUCCUAUUGAGGUCUUUGUUUUGUCGGUGUGUUUCUUCUUGGCCCCGUCACGCGUGCGCGUCCUCCCCUCUGUCAAGUCAGGCUCCCAGUCGUCCAGUCAUCCAGCUUCCCUGCUGGUCCGCUCUCUCCUCGUGGACAGACCCCGGCAUCAUGGUCACGGCCGUGGCCCAAACACAAGCUCGGUGUGCGCCUCGAUCCAUGCUGGACCUGCCAUCCAAUGCCUGGCGGUCCUCUCCUCCGUUCGGAUCACGAUCCGGCUGCGACAAAUUGGGUCAACGUCGGCCGGCGCCGUCCAAAACGGCCCAAGCUACGAUCACGACCAAUCACUCAGGUGAGGCGAGCGAUGAUGCUCCAAAGAGCUGGCCUCUGCUUGGCCCGCGCCCAGCUCGACAUCCCCAUUUGCUUCCUAACCUGCCCGUCCCAGCAGCCAGGCCCUCCGCUUCCCCUUCCUGGCGCAGGAUCUUUAGCCAAAUUAGGCUAUGCUUCUCUUGCCAGGGCUGGCUGUGGGCUGUGCGCGUCCUCCCAGGCUUUCUGGAACCCAACUUGUGGCUCACGAGAGCACGACCAGGUGCUGCAUCACCUUGAGGCCGACCGCAUCGGCGAGAGAUGGGGUUGACCGGUUCUCAGUGGCCUUCUCGUCACCGCACUAGGGGCAAGUUGCUCACCGUUCGCAUACAGAAUUCGGCCCAAGAUCGUUGCCCAACUGCCUCACCUUGCUUCAUUGGUGAGCAGCAAUACCGCCAGUAUGACUCCCACGCGCGAUCUCGGAGACGCUGGACCCCCACGAAGGAACAGGGCCGUCGCUGGGCCAGCGGCGCUCUCCAUUUUGCGGCUGCCUUCCUUUGGCUGUUCAGACCCAGCUCGGCUGAGGAUCCAUGACGUUUGCCUCUAACCUUCUACCCGUGAGCAUCAAAAGUAUGUUGCCUACGAAACAU
Messenger RNA from Ilyonectria robusta, 1131 nucleotides. RefSeq lists its product as uncharacterized. The transcript has a single exon. Lineage: Eukaryota; Fungi; Ascomycota; Sordariomycetes; Hypocreales; Nectriaceae. The record is from RefSeq and is a predicted model, not a curated record. Bases 188 to 781 code for a protein of 197 amino acids.